AGACGAACAGGCGUCUUCUCCAAUGAGCGGGGAGAGAGAAGGGGGUGGUGGUCCUUACUAACCACCCGGACACGAGCUCAAAGGGGUGCAAAUCGGCGUCGUAGGAAGACGGGAGCCAAGUUUGAAUCUUUGGCGGGAGGCUGUGAUGUCCAUACGGAAAAAACUGCGGCUUUUGUUUGAGGAGCCCCAGGUGGGCGGCACAAUCACGGUAGAGCGGGCAGAACCCGGGACGCGGUCCGGUUGCCAAGCCCAACGAAGCUCAACGAAGCGGGAGAGCCCCGGAGAGCGAGUCCUGGGCGCUCGGCGACUCAGGCUAGAGGACUGCGUGAUCUAUCAGUGCCGGCGCUGCCGGGUCGUAUUAGGAGACUCGCUCCACUUGUGCGCGCACGAGGAGAAACUCCGCCUUUUUGUUUGUUUCAGUGAGUUGAUCGGGUGUUUUGCCACGCAGAAUGAACAUACUAAAGUCGAAGUCCCAGGAGAGGUCACAAAAGAUGUUGUUGUGGAAGACAACUUGAUAGUCUGUGUUGAAGGAGACCUCAUUGGUUGCACCUACAACACAUUGCAUUGUCAGUCCUGUCAACUAGACAUUGGCUUUAUCCUCUAUAGUUCAAAGUCACUGGCUUACCUGCGAAGCCUCUUUUGCCUUUUUAAGGACAAGAUCACAUGUUACUUGCUACAAACUACCGCUACAGUAGAAGCUUCAGAAGUAAUCUGUCCUGUUGUGACCAUAAAGGAACAUGUAGAAAAAUUAAAACGAAGUCUUGUACAAGUUCAUAUGCGCAUGGAAUUGCUAAUUAAGAAACUAGAAGAAUUCAAUCAACAGAGGAUUAUAUAUGAGAAGGAAGACUCCUUCUGUAAAGGAAGACCAUAUGGAUACACAAAUAGAAAGCUGAACAGUUAACUUUUUAGAGUUGCCUACCUCAACUAAUUGUUUUAUAAUAAUUUGUGUUUGUAACUGAAAAUGUAAAUUAAUAUGGCUUUAGACUGACAAAUAGGUGAUAAAAAAUCCUUUCCUAGCACGCUCAAGGGCAUAUAAUGUUUGAGCCUGAACAGCUAUCCCAAAUCAUUUAACUCCUACAUGCAAAUAUUUCUAUAUACUCUAACAAAAGCCUUUAAACAUUGCAUAACUGCUCUAAGAUUGCAUUGUGAAUAUAUUGGAAACUAGAUAGUCUAGCUGAAAGAAAUAAACAUUUACUUUGUGCAUUCCUUUAGAGGUUAUCUUGGUUUUGUUUACAUUUGAGAAAAAUAUGUUCUCAGGACUCAGCUAUAAAUUGUGUUCAGUAACAAUAAAAUUGGUCAGAAGAUGAAAUAUUUUAAAUACUAGAUUAACAUUUUACCAGAAACAUUUUAAAUUAUUGCCAAACUACCAAAAGUAACAAUGUUUUGAGGAAAUAACACUUUUUAAUUAUGGGGAAACCAUUAUGAAAUCGCUAAUGUGCAUUGUAAUGUGUUUGUUAUGUUUUCCCUUUGUCAGAAGGCUUACAGGCAGAACACUCUUUCCCAGGUUAUUGUACUUUCCAGAUUGAAAUAUAGACGGCAGUGGAUGUAGUAUUUUUUUUCCAGCAAGUAUGCAUAGGAUUUAUAUCCAUAAAAUAUAAAAAAAUGUUUUUUUAGUCAAACUGAUCAGAAUCAAUUUAGUCAGUAGAAACAAAUGCUUAUAGUUUUUCUGCAGAACACCCUGAGGUAAUUACUUCUUGCUGCCUAGUUUGGAAGUAGAAACUGAACAAGUUUCACUUUCCAAUGAACAAGAAUAUAGGAGCUCUGAUUAAUUGUAAUGAUUACAUGCAAGAAUUCCAACAAGUACUUUACAUAAGUAUUUUUAGAUAUCCAAUUUUUGGCAACAAACUCUUGGCCAUUUCUUUCGUGAACAUCCAGAAGCUUGUCUCUUGUGAACAGCAAGCACUCUGUACUGUUCAUGCUUUUGAUAUUCAUCAGUCUUUACUUCAGGUUAGUAUACACACUAGGAAUAACAUUUCUGUACUUGUUCAGA
This is a messenger RNA of Ahaetulla prasina, 1990 nucleotides long. RefSeq names its product Opa interacting protein 5 (gene OIP5). NCBI's taxonomy places the organism in Eukaryota, Metazoa, Chordata, Lepidosauria, Squamata, Colubridae. The record is from RefSeq and is a predicted model, not a curated record. Gene Ontology annotation, cellular component: nucleus; chromosome, centromeric region; chromatin. The transcript has 5 exons. Bases 146 to 901 code for a protein of 251 amino acids. Gene Ontology annotation, biological process: CENP-A containing chromatin assembly; chromosome segregation.